AUGUCAUUUCAAAUUCCUGUAACUGAAAUCCUAUUACAGGAACCUGAACUAUAUUAUUCUACUCCUGGGGGUAAAUUAUUAAGUGGCCCUCAUUACAUUGGUGAUAAAUUAUAUCAUGUAGUUAUUGAUGAUAGAGAAUAUCCAAAAGAAUUUGUCAAUAUAAGUAUAAUUGAUAAUAAAUUGCAUAGAUUACGUCUUACAGAAAAAAAUAUUAAAUUUCAAUUGAAUCAUCAAGGAUAUGACAAUGAUUCCAUUGCAAAAGUGUACGAUAAAAUAUUUGAACUGCUAUAUAAGCAUGAAUUUCAGGUGAUCAAAACGUAUGGUUCUUUUGCAUUUGAAUUUGAAAUCUCUGGUAAAAUUAAGCUGAGUAUAAAUGAUCCUGUUGAAAUGGAUGAAGAAGGAGAUCAAAUGGAAGGAUUAUUUAAUGUGAUCGAUUGUGAUGCAAACCGUAUUGCCGCUUUACAACAUUUAAAUAAUCAAUUGAUAGAUAUUAUUAAAUCCAAAGAUCUAGUUAUUGAGACGUUACAGAAUAUGGUGGAAGAUGUAGAUUCCAAGAUGAUUGAAAGAUGGAUUCCAAAAAAUACCAAAAAUCAUGAACAUCUUACCCCUUUUGAUUAUCAAAAAUGGAUUCAAAACCAAAAAAAGUUCACUAAGGAUUCACAAGAAACCAAAAGCUUAUUAGAAUCAUCUAAUAAGGUUUUUAAUAGUCUUUCAUCAAGUGACGAUGAAAAUAAAAAUGAUGAGGAUGAAGAAAGUGAUGUUGAUUUUGGCAAGGUCUGGACUAAAGAAGAUUAUGCAAAAUAUGAAAGGAAACGUAAAAGAAAAGGGGAAGAAGAAGAUACAAGAUCAUUUGAUGAGAAAUUAACUGACAUGGCUGAACAAGCUGCUUCUCGUAAGAAACGAUCCUUUGGUAGAAUCCAGCCUGGCAAAUGA
Henningerozyma blattae CBS 6284 is the source of this 933-nucleotide messenger RNA. It is a transcript of the gene NEJ1, whose product is annotated as Nej1p. The record is from RefSeq and is a predicted model, not a curated record. The transcript has a single exon. Lineage: Eukaryota; Fungi; Ascomycota; Saccharomycetes; Saccharomycetales; Saccharomycetaceae. Bases 1 to 933 code for a protein of 310 amino acids.